GGCGUCGCGUUCGGUUCUCACUGGAGGUGGUGUUUUGUUGCGCCCAAGUGUAAACGGUUAUUUGCUUCCCUGCUCAGUUAGCUAGUUUGAGUUUAUGCGGUGACUAGGGGUUAAUCUCGUGCGCGUCCCCUUCCAAGACAUUCGGCUCAAUUCGUUCGUUAUUGUUGCUAAUAAGUUUGCGUUUUCGGUUCGGUUGGCGAACUAAAGAUUGCUAUCCAUCGAACACAGGACCGCUGUCCAUUAAAGGAAAAAUAAUCGACGGUUUAGGAUUAAGCAGCAAUUUAGAGCUUAAGCUUGUUUUGUGUCAUGUGAGAAAGUGGAUAACGGGAGGUGAAGCAGACGAAGGUUCGCUUUAAGGAAGGCAAAAUUUCAUGACAUCCUAUUUUGUGCUGGUUGGUGAGACUUGAGCGCGUUGCGCGGUUGAAAAAAAAAUUGACCGGCCGGAUUGAGAAGAGACCGGUUCGACGAAUUUCCGGCAACGAUCAACGACGGACUGUUGGCGAUGAGUGAAGCGAUACCACGAGAAUCGAACAAAAAUCGGCUGGAAAUAAACAGUGCAUGAAAGAGAAGAUUGGUUAAUUGAUUUUUUUUCGCGGCGAAGAGUUGAAUACGAAUAUGAAUAACACAAACGUCGAAGAAUGAGUUCGAUUGUCACCGAUUCUUAUCAAGCCGAACGGAGAUAAUGAAUGUGAAUGAGUUAGUGAAAAGAUAAUUCAGGUUUUCAGGUGAUUACGUGCCCCAAUCAACAGACACCUUUGUCGUUCUAGAACCGGACCUGAGUGGAUAAAUUACUCUUCUAAUUAAUGGAUUAAGAUUUCAGUUCGAGUGCUUUGCUGGAUAAAGAAGAAAACGACGGGAUCAAACGGCGCAGAAGGAAAAGAAGGCCCCGGAACAGGCAGGCCGAAGAUUCUACACACCGGCCACGGUCGUCGGUAUGGCGGCAGUGCAACCGAAGUGAACGAGUGACCUUUCGUGCGAGUAAAAUUAAACGCAAUGAACUUAGUGAAACCAGCCGUUCCGGAGGGUUUUGCCACCAUUCGGACGCGGGGCCUUACACGGAGUACCAGCCGAGCUGAACAAGUUGCGGCUUCCCGGAGGAGUGCCGGUCCAAUGAAAGCCGCCGGUUCCGGUCCACUGUACGAGCACAACGGCGGUAAUGGUUUGGCGUACAAAAGUACUUCCGCGACAUUGAUUUGUGUUCCACCGCCGGUUCCACCGAGAACCACUUCGGAACUUACGAUGCGAAAUGACGUUAAGGAGCUUGAUGAGAAAAACUCCUAUCGUGACGAAGACGACAUCUACUCUACAGCUACUCUGACCUACGAAACUUUUAAACCACUGAAAAGUCCAACGCUAAACUCGGAAUCAUCGGAUUACGUGAAUUUAGGGCAGUCCACAGAUUGUUUGGAUCGGUUGAAUUAUGACUUCGAGAUGCCACCGCUCAAAAGUCCGCAGUACAUCACAGAACUUAAAUUGAUCCAAUCGAAAGCGAUGGAAAGUGGUAGCCUUUUUUCCAGACCCGAUAGCCCACCGUACAGUAAAAUACGACACAGCUACCGAUCUUCAACGCCGGAGAGUUGCGAUUGUUCUUCCGGAUCGUCCACUUAUUCGAAUCCGACCAACAGCGGAAAGAACAGCAGCUUGAGUGGUUUUCUGGGACAGGAAGAGACGGCGAAACCACCGCCGAAUCCAAAAUCACUCUCGCUACAGUACCGAAAGUCCUACUCCAGCUCGCGAUCGGAGAUCAUCUACGAAGAAUCGAAAAAGCUGAUCAACGGCAGUCAAUCGAGUGACACCGAUUCCGGUUACGAUGGCAGCCAGAGCAGCUACUCGAAGAUUCACAAAAGUGCCGAACUGCUGAACGUGGUGGAUUCGAAUGGUCGGUUGCCAGCGCCACGGCUAGGGACGAGGGGAUGCUCCACGUUGGGACAUUCGCGGGAUGUUCACAUUGCUGGAAACGGUUAUCCUCGGUGCGGCGAAAGUAAGUCAACCCCGGCGCUGGACGAAACUGGCGAUGUCGACGUCGACGUCGGUGACCGCAAACCGGAGAAGCUGCUGGAGCAGAAAGUAGGCGAUCAGACAACUCUCCGGAGUAAGCCGGUUAUUCCGUGGUACGAGUUGGCCAUCCGCAAGGAUCACCGCCAGAGCUGUCCGCCGUUGCAGACUCACGUUGUGGAGGCCUUCGAGCAGAGCUUGAUUAAUGUGUCCCAGAAGCUGCAGAAGCUGACCGUUUCCAAAGAUCAGAAGGGGGAUGAAAUCCAAGAGAUGAGGCAAACAAUCGAACUUCUGCGGCAGCAGUCGGCUGGAAUUGCCGCCACACAGCUGUUAGCUUUGAGCUCUGCCCAUGGAACGACAACCAGUGGAACGACGAAAACCACCUCGAAACAACCACCGCCUCCACCACCUUCGAAAAGUGACAUGAAGCGCCAUCGAAGUGCUGAUUCAAUGAAUUCGAUUAGCUCGUCCGGAAUCAGCGGCUCGGUUCCGCAGGAUAAGCCGAAGAAGAAGGGCGGUUUGCGAUUAUCAUUGACCAGAGCAUUUUCUCGUGGUAGCAAAGAUUCGAAAUCAAAUCGCCCGGUUAGUCAGCACUCCAACCCGGGUAGCGUUGAUGGGUCCUUACAAGGAUACCGAAGCCACGAAGAUAUCUGCGCUAGUCCGCCUUUAUCACCGACUAUGCCCAGUCCACCUGAUUCUACCAGUCCGGUUCAAAACGUUGAUCAACAGCUAGCCUACGAUCUGGACGGAAACCCGGUGGUAGAACACUUGGUGAAACAGCUCCGUCAGAAGGAACUAGUCCUGACCGACAUCCGGAUGGAAGCGUUGACCACUGCUUCGCAGGUGGAAAACCUUAAGGAUACCGUAAUGAAAAUGCGUCAGGAGAUGAUCAACCUAAAGCACAACAACGAAAGACUACAGCACAUGGUCACGCGGCGUUCGAUAUCCGGCAGUGAUGCGUCACUGCGAUCCACCAGUCCGUCCAGCAGUUCGGCCGCUGAUUACCGGCGGCAUAGUGCCGCAACCGAGUACCUGCACGGUCGGCCAAUGUUCGAUGUAAAUUUGGACGAAUGUGACGAAGACAGUAUGCCACCGGCUCCGGCACCGGAACCGCCGCCAGAACCGCUCAGUCCGGCAUUCAUUGCCGACCUGUCGCCGUCGGUUGAACGACCCUCGAUAGCCGAUGGAAUCACUGCCCUGCCGGGUGAAUCGCAGACCGAUCAUAUCGAGGGUAAGAAGAUUGCCAUCGCCGUUUAUCUCGGGCAGAUGGAUCAGUUCAGCAAAUAUCUGGAGACGAUGAACGAAAGUGGUCACCUGGAGAAUGGAAAGAUCAAGCAGAAUGAGUUCACGAUCGCUUUCACCUACAUAUCGGGGAAAACUGCCUGGCAAAGUCUAGACUACAUUGUGGGACGAAGUUUCCGAGAUUUUCUGGAGCGUGUCGAUCCGAGCGGUAAUCUGGGCCUGAACACGGAAUCGAUUGCCAGCUACCAUCUGGGAGAAGCGAGGCGGUCGCAUGAACUCUACCUGCCGGAACUGCUGCCGUACGGAUACAUUAUUGGCCAUGUCGAUACGCUGUACAUCUGUCUCCGGGGAGUCAGCAACGUAGCGUUGGAUAAUUUGAUCAUAAAAAACAUGGUCCUGCGGUACAAAUCGUCGGCCGUGGUCGAUCCGAGACGGUCAAAUCCGCGUGAUUCGACGGAAUCGAUUGGAAAUUGAAACGGUUUUGUUUGAAGUUUCUGUUUUUUUUUGCUUUGGAAAGUUUGCCGCUGAUGCCUUCAGCUUGUCGCAUCCGAUUGGCUAAUUUGUAAUUUAUGAAACUCGGUUUUUUUUUGCUUUGCGUUAGGAUUAGGAAUACGGUUUGGAGGUCUGCCCAUGAAUUAGGUCGGUUUGUUAAGGAAACGGGUCGCAGGGCGAUUCAGGUGGCCAUCCGACGUAUCACGGAAUUCGGAACACGGGUCGAGUAGAUGCUCGACCGGUUGUUAAUUUAUUUAUUGAAGGAUUUCACUUACAAAUUAGCCUAGGAAGAGACUGAUGUGUGGAAGAAAACGGUUACGUUUGAGUGUACCCUGUUAAGCUUACUUGUUAGAGAUCUGCCUUACACUUACAGCCUUACGAAAUAAACGUUUAGUGAAUAUUUACCGGUCAGUUAGUUGAAAUUUUCGCUAUUGGGAACGAUUCAACGAAUUAGAGUCUUAUUAUUAAAUAGAAUAUUGACAGG
Messenger RNA from Malaya genurostris, 4213 nucleotides. RefSeq names its product protein sickie-like. Lineage: Eukaryota; Metazoa; Arthropoda; Insecta; Diptera; Culicidae. The transcript has 6 exons. Gene Ontology annotation, biological process: nervous system development; neurogenesis. The coding region runs from base 994 to 3711 and encodes 905 amino acids. The record is from RefSeq and is a predicted model, not a curated record.